AUGUCUUCUUUCAAGUCGCGUCGAGAUGAUGGCUUCGAAACGUUUAAAAGGUUUGGAACGUUUGCAUCGGUCGAGCUCCGCAAUCUCCGACUGGGACCCGUUGAUGAUUAUUUGGACAGCAUGGCCAAUCCUCCAGAAUCAUUUCGCAGCCGGAGUGCUCGCUGGUUGGUUCCGUUUUUCUUGAUCUUGAUUCCUCUCUGGGUAAGUCUUGUCAACAAGGCUGUCCCAGAACCCUACCUCGACGAAGUCUUCCAUGUCCCGCAAGCACAAGCAUACUGGGCGCAUAAGUGGACGCAAUGGGAUCCAAAGCUUACAACACCGCCGGGCCUGUAUUUGUGCUCAUACAUCGUCUUCGCUCUUGUGUUGCUGCUACGCGGGUCCCCGACAAAGCUCACCCCGGAGGUCCUGCGCAUGACGAACGUCGGCGCAACAACAGUUGUUUUCCCCUGGAGACUGCAAAAGCUGCUUGAUACCUUACAGAAAACGACAAAUACUCGGCCGUUGGGAGCGAAUGUGUCUCAUACCGUGCUGAACAUUUGCUUGUUCCCCCCGCUGUUCUUCUUCUCUGGCCUCUACUACACCGAUGUUCUUGCUUUGCUGGUUGUCGUGGAGGCAUACAAUUGGGACCUGAAGAGAGAUGCAGAGAGAGACCAGAAAAGCGGCUCCGGAAAAGACACGAAAAAAGCACCUCGCAACGAGAUUCUUGAGACUUUGGGAUUCUUGGCUUUUGCGCUAGCUGCACUAGCCUUUCGACAGACCAAUAUCUUCUGGGUCUCGGUUUUCCUAGGGGGACUUCAGGUGGUCCGCAAGAUUCGAAAGUCUGCGUCACCUUGCAUGUCAUCCAAAGUGACAACUAUUGUGAAGCAAGGUCUGCAGAAUGAGGUAUAUGAUCCUCUCAUUUCAGAGGCCUCCUUGGAAGAUUACCUGAAGACUGCUAUUUCACUUGCGACUGUCGGCCUGAAGCAGCCUUUCUCUCUGCUCGUUUCUCUCAUUCCUCACAUCCUCGUCCUUGCGGCCUUUGGUGCAUUUGUACUUUGGAACAACGGGGUCGUCCUAGGUCACAAAGAGUUCCAUACCGCGGGUAUCCACCUAGCUCAGAUGCUCUACAUCUGGCCGUAUUUCACCUUCUUCUCGUGGCCUCUUUUCGUCAUUCCUCUGAUCAAUAUUCUCGCCUUCAAGCCACUCCCUAAAUAUUUGAACCUCGGCUUCCAGGCGAAACAGAGAAAAUAUCCCAAGCUCAAGGCAGCUCUGAUUGUGAUCCCGCUUAUGCUUGCCGUCGUCCACUUCAACACCAUCGUGCACCCUUUCACCCUUGCUGAUAACCGACACUAUGUGUUCUACGUAUUCCGCAUUCUUCUACUCCACCCAGCAGUCAAGUAUGCUGCAGUGCCAAUCUAUUUCCUCUGCGGAUGGGUCGUGAUCUCAGCCUUUGGAUUUACCACCAUCCAACGUCCGCCCAAAACCCUGCGUGUUCAGAAAUCUACCCCAGCUGCGCCCCCGGCUCCAGCUCCUGUCCCGGCUCCUGCUCCGACUCCGGCCGUAGCAGCUCAAGAACCCAAACCCACUUCGUCUUAUGUGCGCAAGCCUUUAGAGGCGCACCAACAGCCACCAAAGGGAACGAAGAAGCCCAUCCGGAAGCCCAAGAAGGCUGAUCCACCAGCAGAGACCAAGAAGACCGGGUCAUUAGCAGAGACCAAGAAGACCGAGUCACUAGCAGAGACCAAGAAGACUAGUCAGACUGAGCCACCAGCAGAGGUUACGGAUCCAAAUGAUCCCGCAGUCCUGGCUAGGGUCCAGGAACACAUCUCCGCGCGGCAGAGAGAUAUACUGGAGGCACCGCGCGUCAGCUUCGUCCUUAUUUGGCUGGCCGCUACUUCCCUGUCUCUCAUCACUGCGCCCCUCGUCGAGCCCCGAUACUUUAUCAUUCCGUGGGUUAUGUGGCGGGUGCAUCUUCCUCCUCUGCCAUGUCUGUUGAGAGACCGAGAGACUCGGCCCCGUACAGAGGAAGCUAAGCGCCGCGCUGACCUCGUUAUCAACUUACCAAAAUUCGUGGAGACGGCUUGGUUCUUGAUCAUCAAUUUGAUCACCGGCUAUGUCUUCCUGUACAAGGGCUUUGAGUGGCCGCAGGAGCCUGGAAAGAUUCAGCGCUUCAUGUGGUGA
Penicillium expansum is the source of this 2160-nucleotide messenger RNA. It is a transcript of the gene alg10, whose product is annotated as dolichyl-P-Glc:Glc(2)Man(9)GlcNAc(2)-PP-dolichol alpha-1,2- glucosyltransferase. Gene Ontology annotation, biological process: dolichol-linked oligosaccharide biosynthetic process; protein N-linked glycosylation. The coding region runs from base 1 to 2160 and encodes 719 amino acids. The transcript is spliced from 4 exons. Gene Ontology annotation, molecular function: dolichyl pyrophosphate Glc2Man9GlcNAc2 alpha-1,2-glucosyltransferase activity. Gene Ontology annotation, cellular component: endoplasmic reticulum. NCBI's taxonomy places the organism in Eukaryota, Fungi, Ascomycota, Eurotiomycetes, Eurotiales, Aspergillaceae. The record is from RefSeq and is a predicted model, not a curated record.